GAAAAGGCCACCAUGACUCUACUGGUGAAUUACUGGACGUCUUUGGUUGCUGUGUCACUGACAGCAUCCACGAGCCAUGCUCUGAGAAGAAUUGCACUGAAGAAGAUGCCAAGCAUCAGAGAGACUCUGCAGGGGAUGGGAGUGUCUGCAGAGCAUGUGUUAAGCCAGUUAGCUCAGAUGAAACCAGCUGACAACAACAACGGGACUGCUCCUACUCCUCUAACCAACUAUUUGGAUACUCAGUACUUUGGAGAAAUCAGCAUUGGCUCUCCGGCCCAGAUGUUCAAUGUGGUGUUCGACACUGGUUCGGCUAACCUGUGGGUGCCCUCCCAAAGCUGCUCACCCUUUUCCACUGCCUGUUUUACUCACAACAGGUACGAUGCAUCCCAUUCUCGCACUUACGUUGAGAAUGGCACAGGGUUUUCCAUCCGGUAUGCCUCUGGAAAUGUCAGGGGAUUUCUCAGUGAGGAUGUGGUGGUGGUUGGUGGGAUUCCUGUGGUGCAAGUAUUUGCAGAAGCCACCUCCUUGUCUGCCAUGCCUUUCAUCUUUGCCAAAUUUGAUGGAGUUCUUGGGAUGGGUUACCCUGAUGUGGCCAUUGAUGGUAUCACUCCGGUGUUUGACCGCAUCAUGUCUCAGCAUGUCCUCAAGGAAGAAGUGUUUUCUGUCUAUUACAGCAGGGAUCCAAAACACUCUCCUGGUGGAGAGCUUGUUCUUGGAGGAACUGACCCAAACUACUACACUGGGAACUUCAACUACGUCAAAACAAAAGACACAGGAAAGUGGGAGGUUAUAAUGAAAGGGGUUUCUGUGGGCACACAUACCAUGUUUUGUGCAGAGGGCUGCACCGCUGUGAUCGACACAGGCUCUUCCUACAUCACAGGGCCGGCUUCUUCUGUGUCCGUGCUGAUGGAAACCAUCGGGGCGGAGUUGGAUGAAAGUGGGUACAAAGUCAACUGUGACACAGUGAAGUUGUUGCCGAGUGUUACCUUCCACCUGGGGGGCCAGGAGUACUCACUUACACAUGAGGAUUACAUCUUAUGGCAGUCUCACAUUGAAGGGGAUGUCUGCUCAGUCACUUUCAGGGGUUUGGAUGUGCCCCCACCCACAGGGCCCCUUUGGAUCCUUGGAGCCAAUUUCAUCGCCCGAUACUACACAGAGUUUGAUCGCAAGCACAACAGGAUAGGAUUUGCCACAGCGGUCUGACAGGAAGUGAAACAUUUCUAAUGCUUUGCUGUGAUCCUGCUUUACAAUUGUUGCUGCUAUCUGAUUAUUUCUUGCUAUUCUCAGCUCACUUUUCUGCUUUGUUGAGAUAUUAUUUCAGGUUUUUAAAAAGAAAAUUGUGACAAAUAUGAUGUCCUUAACAUUUAUUUUCUAUUAUUUAGCAAGUUGCAUAAAUAUCUGCUGUUUUAUUUUCUACACCUCAGUCUGAAAACAUGUUUAUCUGUUAGAACUGCUUUGCAUAUGAAACAACAGAAUUUGAAAUCAUGAUCAAUAUCAGCUAUGAAACGAUGUAAUAAGAAAGAAUAAAGCUUUUGACUUUCAUUUACAUUUUGAUUGUCCAACUCUACAAAAUGUGUUCACUUCUGAGGGUGGAAACAACAGAUUUCAUAAGUUAUGUCAUAACAGUCAGAGAAAAAUCUUGCCUCCCUUUCCAGUUACGUGUCUGACUGUGGUUAAGUAAGACAAACUUUUUUUUUUUUGCUUUCUUUGACUUUGCAAAGUUUUCCAUCGGGGCAGAUUCAUUCCUCCCUUUGAACUCGCUGAAAACUGUUUUGACAUUAGAGUAAAAUAACAUUAGGAAACAGAGAGGAUGCAGCGAUGCUCCACAGGUUCAUGUGCUAUAAUUUUCUGGAAUAAUAACAAGUCUCAGAGUUCCCAUGGCGAGACAAAGGGCCCAAGACGCAACUGGUUUUUAAAUCCCAAAGCUUUUUACUGGUACUGAUACUCAUUGUGAUUUUUUCACAAUUUUUAAAUCAAACACAAACUCAUCAAAAUAAAAAUAACCAGAAAAAAAAGAAGUGUUUUUUCAGGUUAAAUCAAGAGGGGCUGUUACAGCUGUUUCUGCUUACCAAGCAAACAGAGUACACUCUAAGACAAUAUAACAACAAAAGUAGACAAAUUCAUCAGAUACUCUUGUCAGAUCUUUUUGUCUCAUUUUCUCUAAACUGCUCAGGAAGUCAUCCC
Oryzias melastigma (Indian medaka) is the source of this 2184-nucleotide messenger RNA. RefSeq names its product renin (gene ren). NCBI's taxonomy places the organism in Eukaryota, Metazoa, Chordata, Actinopteri, Beloniformes, Adrianichthyidae. Gene Ontology annotation, biological process: angiotensin maturation. Gene Ontology annotation, molecular function: aspartic-type endopeptidase activity. Bases 13 to 1203 code for a protein of 396 amino acids. The record is from RefSeq and is a predicted model, not a curated record. The transcript has 9 exons.